AUGACUACCAUGAAAUCGAGUGAAAAAGUUCUUCGCGCCGAGGUCCAUCUUUACAAGAGAAAGCAAUCUUGGAUGCCGUCCGGUUCGAAAUUAGAAAUCCUGCUUCAUGAGAUCGGCCCCAACUACAUUAGUGAGACAGGACGGGUAACUCUGCACCGGGCGAGCCGAGGCUGGCAGUGGCGUGACGUCACUGAAGCCGUUCUUAGCUGCCUGGCCACGUCGCGGAAGCCCCCGCACCUGUUCGCCAUCAACUUCAAGAGCCAGAGGGCCAAGAAUGGUAAAACGCGCCCAGUGGCUCUAAAAAAAUUCGCUACCCACCACUCACGCCCUUUCCUUAUUAUUUAUUCAAAUGAGACGGAGACGGUCAAGCUUGACCAGCUGGAUAAACUGGCCGAACGUCUGAAACUAUUUUUGCCCGGACGUCGACCCGGGCAGGGCCCAGUCGAUCCGCUGGGGACGAACCUGACUGCUAUCUCCGCCUCAGGAUCAGAAACGGUAUCCGGGGGCACGCGAACAUGGCCACAUGUUGACAGGCUCAUGGAAACCUUUCUAGAAGAUGGAAAGAACGGCAGCAAGAAAGAAAUCCAUAUGCAGAGCCGAUCUGAUCAUUCGUUGACUGACGUCACAGACGGUCAGCGUUUCAAAAUUAAUAUCGAAGACGCUGUCAGUAUGGAAGAAAGCAAACCAGAUGAAGAAGAUGUUACGUUAAUGUCGGUAAAUGAAAAUCUCGGAAAAGAUCAGAAAUUUGAUCCUGAGGACAGGGAUUCUGGUGUGACAUCAUCAUGGACAGAUUCAAUUUCGGAUUCAAUUUCCAAUCGCGAAUUACCGAUUAACAAAAGUCAUGUUAUUUCGCAAGCACAUUCUCGGUUUCAUUCCAGCCGGCAUCAUUCCUCUGGGAAGGAACGCAAAACAGCAGCCAAAGUAAUCCUGGUUGGAACUUCAUCAGCGCUGUCAGACGAGACGCAUGCCAUUUCCACAAAUUCUACCAUCUUCGACCGAGUCAAGCGGUCGAUCCUGACUAACGAAAUACCACAGGAUCCCGUCGACUAUAAGACGGUGACGAAAUACAACGUACUGCAUACAAAUCCUGGUGUACUUCAGACCCGGCAGCAACGGACCAAAAUCAAAAAGGAUUCACGAUUGAUUCCUUAUCCAAAAGAUUCCCAGCACAAGAAGAAGCGACGUAAACGCAAGCGGCCCCGACGGAAGAAUUUGCGACGACGUCGAUUGCGAUUUCCCAAAGAUUGGGAGACUGAAAGCGAAAGUUCUUCCAAUCAGGACGCUGAUGAUCACUUGUGCAAGAGACGGAAGUUACACGUAAACUUCGAUGAUAUUGGCUGGGGUGAAUGGAUAAUCAGUCCACGUUGGUUUAACGCGCAUUACUGUUCCGGAAGUUGCCCUUUUCCAUUAACUAAGUGCCCCAACACGUUACAACCACCCACGCCCUCACCCAUAUCAUUAUAUGCACCUACCCCCCCACUUCCGCCAAACCAUUUUGCAGACGCUUCCGAAUUUAUUUCUUUCUCACUUUGUUUCGUACUUGUUACUUAUCUAUCUAUCUAUCUAUCUAUCUAUCUAUCUAUCUAUCUAUCUAUCAUCUAUCUAUCUAAGUUCAUUCAUCUAUCUAUCUAUCUAUCUAUCUAUCUAUCUAUCUAUCUAUCUAUCUAUCUCAGUCUGUUCAUAUCUAUCUAUCUAUCAUCUAUCUAUCUAUCUAUCUAUCUAUCUAUCUAUCUAUCUCAGUCUGUUCAUAUCCUCUCUAUCUAUCUAUCUAUCUAUCUAUCAUAUCUAUCUCAGUCUGUUCAUAUAUAUCUAUCCUCAUAUAUUCAUAUCUAUCUAUCCUUGUCUGUUCAUAUCUAUCUAUCUAUCUAUCUAUCUAUCUAUCUAUCUAUCUAUCUAUCUAUCUAUCUAUCUAUCUUUUGUUCAUAUCUAUCAUCUAUCUAUCUAUCUAUCUAUCUAUCUAUCUAUCUAUCUAUCUAUCUAUCUGUCUGUUCAUAUCAAUCUAUCUAUGUAUCUAUCUUAGUUUUUUCAAAUCUAUCUAUCUAUCCUAGUUUGUUCAUAUCUAUCUAUCCUAGUCUUUUCAUAUCUAUCUAUCUAUCUAUCUAUCUAUCUAUCUAUCUAUCUAUCUAUUCAUCUAUCUAUAAUUUUGCCCUCUUUGUUUAUUCUUGCAAAUUAAACUUAUUGAUUUAUCUACAUAAUCAUUCACACUCACAUUCAAUGAAACAUACGCAACUCUGGUCGUUUAUUGCUUUCUUUCUAACCCCCCUCCCUCGCUCUCUCCUUACCUCCCUCUCUUUCUCUCCAUCUCUCUCUCUCCUCUUCCCGUUCUCACCUCUCUCACAUUCGCUCGCUCUCUCCCUACCUCCCUCUCUUUCUCUCCAUCUCUCUCUCUCCUCUUCCCGCUCUCACCUCUCUCAUUCGCUCGCUCUCUCCCUACCUCCUUCUCUUUCUCUCCAUCUCUCUCUUUCCUCUUCCCGCUCUCACCUCUCUCACAUUCGCUCGCUCUCUCCCCUCCCUCGCUCUCUCCCUACCUCCCUCUCUUUAUCUCCAUCUCUCUCUCCUUCCCGCUCUCACCUCUCUCAUUCGCUCACUCUCCCUCCCUCGCUCUCUCCCUACCUCCUCUCUCUUUCUCCAUCUCUCUCUCCUCUUCCCGCUCUCACCUCUCUCACAUUCGCUCGCUCUCUCCCCUCCCUCGCUCUCUCCCUACCUCCCUCUCUUUAUCUCCAUCUCUCUCUCCUCUUCCCGCUCUCACCUCUCUCACAUUCGCUCGCUCUCUCCCCUCCCUCGCUCUCGCCCUACCUCCCCCUCUUUCUCUCCAUCUCUCCCCCUUCCCUCUCUCACAUUCGCUCUCCCCGCUCUCCCCUAUAUCUCCUUUCUUUUCUCUCUCUCUCCUUCUCUCUCUCUUUCUCUGUCUCUCAAUAA
Acanthosepion pharaonis is the source of this 2919-nucleotide messenger RNA. Lineage: Eukaryota; Metazoa; Mollusca; Cephalopoda; Sepiida; Sepiidae. The record is from the annotation of a GenBank genome assembly.